Molecule: messenger RNA, 2537 nt
Organism: Fukomys damarensis (Damara mole-rat)
Lineage: Eukaryota; Metazoa; Chordata; Mammalia; Rodentia; Bathyergidae
Product: zinc finger protein 709-like
Exons: 3
Coding region: 1009-2529 (506 amino acids)
Biological process (GO): regulation of transcription by RNA polymerase II
Molecular function (GO): DNA-binding transcription factor activity, RNA polymerase II-specific; RNA polymerase II cis-regulatory region sequence-specific DNA binding
Source: RefSeq, a predicted model, not a curated record
UGGCCUUUUCCUCAGCUGUGUGGCCUUGGUGUUCUUCCCCAGGCUUAGAGUAAGGCCUUGCUUCUCUGGUCUCCAUGGGAAAUUUAAACCUUUCACGAUGUGUGAUAAUACUCUUUCGCGCGUCAGUGACUCUGGGGACGUGAUGCAAAUUCUCAGUACACUGGGGUGAAGAGGUUUAUGCCACGUUGUUCAGAACUACGGAAGGGUCGUCAGUGUCGAUGGAAAUAGCAAAAAUUAACAUGCAAGAAACAAAAAUUAAGCCUGGUUCGUGGAGUCUGCAGUGAACAGUGAAGUAGGCACCACACUCCUGGAACACCUCGAUUAAAACAAAGUGUUGCAGGCAAGAUGAGCAGCUCAUCCAAAAUAGACGGGUGUUCACAGGAGACAGUGGAGAUGUAACAGGAGACUGAACAGAACCCCCUAGAAGGCCCAGAUAUCCAGAACAGCUGCUGCUGAGGUGGACAGGCACAAAAUCCUACCUGUUUCCUGGACCACUCUGCCACAAGCAAAAGCCUUAAGUCAUUGAUGGAGGGUCUACAUAUAGUCUCCCAGAACACAGAUGUUGCUUUUGGGGGAGAAGCAGAAGCCAAAUCCCUCUGCCUCUGAGAGAGAAAUAGUAAACACACUCAAUCCCACGACAAAGGCGAAGACCCUUUAUUUCUUGGAGGUUGGGGGUAGAAGCAAAAUAUCUUCAUAAUUUGAUAUUAUUACUACCACUACUGGGGAAGGAGCAGAAAACCGUGCUGAAGACUAACUACUAAUACAUGAGGAAGAGACUGGGAAUACCAAGACUCACUUCUAAAGGAGGCGCAGGCACACAGGUACACUUCCUAACACUGAGGCUGGGAUAGGACCACAAAUAUUAUGGACAGUGGCAAGCAGAAUUACAUGCCCUGUCAUUUCCAGGAGACAUUACUGAGAGCCCACCCAGCUUGCUAGGCCAACUUCUGUGACUUCUGUUGGCUGCAUGCUGCAUGGGAAGGACCUGGGAGAACCUAAAGCCACACGAUGGAGGCAGUGACCUUUGAGGAUGUGGCUGUGAACUUCACCACAGAAGAGUGGGUUCUGUUGAAUCCAUCCCAAAAGAAGCUCUACAGAGAUGUGAUGAGGGAAACUUUCAGGAACAUGGCUGCUAUAGGAAGAGCCCGGGAUAACCAGGAAAUUGAAGAAGAGUGCAAAAAUUACUGGAGAAAUCUAAGAAAUGAAGAGGUAGAGAAAUGCUAUCAAAAUAAAGUUUGGAAUCAACAUGAAGAAGUACUCCUUUGGACUCCAGAUGCUGAUGAAGAGAUGAAGCAAGCUGGUUUAAAACCAUCUGAAAGCCUUGCUUGCAGAAAGCCCCUGAUUGGGCAUUUGUCACUAAAUGUGCCUAUUAUAGCUCACACUGGACUGAAGACAUAUGAGUACUUGGGAUCGGAAGAGCUGUGUAAAUAUAAUGAACAUGGAAGGACCUGUGAUUUUCAGUCCUUUCAGAAGCAUGCAAGGACAAAGAACAUGGAGAAACUCUAUGAAUAUGAUCAAUGUGGAAAAUCCUACUCUGAUCUUAGUGAAAGAACUCACCGUAGAGAGACCUUUAUUUAUAAGAAAAAUUUGAAAGACUCCAGCACACCCAGUGAUGUUCAGAUCCAUGAAAGAAAUCACAAUGGGGAGAAACCCUAUGUAUGUAAACAAUGUGGAAAAGCUUUCAGUAGGCGUCAACAUUGUAAACAACAUGAAAGAAUUCACACAGGGGAGAAGCCCUAUGUAUGUAAGCAGUGUGGGAAAGCUUUUAGUACACAGCGCUACUGUAAAAUACAUGAAAGAAUUCAUACAGGGGAAAAACCCUAUGUAUGUAAGCAAUGUGGGAAAGCUUUUAGUACACAAGAUUAUUGUAAAAUACAUGAAAGAAAUCACACUGAGGAGAAACCCUAUGUAUGUAAGCAGUGUGGGAAAGCUUUUAGUACACAAGAUUAUUGUAAAAUACAUGAAAGAAUUCACACUGGGGAGAAACCCUAUGUAUGCAAGCAGUGUGGGAAAGCUUUUAGUACACAAGGCUGUUGUAAAAUACAUGAAAGAACUCACACAGGGGAAAAACCCUAUGUAUGUAAGCAGUGUGGGAAAGCUUUUAGUACUCAAGAUUAUUGUAAGGUACAUGAAAGAAUUCACACUGGGGAAAAACCCUAUGUAUGUAAGCAGUGUGGGAAAGCUUUUAGUACACAAGGUUGUUGUAAAAUACACGAAAGAAUUCAUACUGGCGAGAAACCCUAUGCCUGUAAGCAGUGUGGGAAAGCUUUUAGUACACAAGAUUAUUGUAAAAUACAUGAAAGAAUUCACACAGGGGAGAAGCCCUAUGUAUGCAAGCAAUGUGGGAAAGCUUUUAGUACACAACGUUAUUGUAAAAUACAUGAAAAUAUUCACACAGGGGAGAAACCCUCCCAGAACCCAAAUCCCUCUGCCUCUGAGAGAGAAAUAGUAAACACACUCAAUCCCACGACAAAGGCGAAGACCCUUUAUUUCUUGGAGGUUGGGGGUAGAAGCAAAAUAUCUUCAUAAUUUGAUAU